AUGGUGCCUCCGGUAGGAAUCAUAAUCACGGUUACUGUUCUGGUGGCCGCUGGUGUUGCUGCAUACGAGAACCCUCAAGUGCGAGCAUGGGUCGACCGAACCAGGCGCAAGAUUGCCACAGGCCUACACUCCCUCGGCGACGAGAUCCACUCAAGCCCCAGUCGUCCGCGGAGGCCAAGUGCCAACGAUGCCUCAAUGAAUGAGGACAAAAGUGAAUUGGCAGAUGAACGCAGGCGCCAGGCUAUCGCCGAGAUCAUGGAACGUGGCCGCAUAAUAGAAGAGAGGAGAAAGAGGAGGCGAACGUCUAGCAAAGACCAAACACCUACAGCGAGUUUUGACAACAUCGUCGAUGCCAAUGGAAUACUUCUACACGACCGGGAAAACUGUGGAACUGAGCCCGCAGCUCGCUCGUCUGCCAUUGAUCCUCAAACACAUACGAUUGGCAUGAAGCAGAGACAGAUACCCCAGCAAACGGCAGAAGUUUCUACAGGACUGCAUCAGACAGCCUCCAGGUCUCAUGCUCAGGCGCAGCUGACGCCGCCACCUAUUGAUGAGGACGACACGGACCCCUUCGAGUCGAGGUAUGAGCAGGAAAUGCGUGAGGCUUGGAAGAUCCCGGUGUCUGCUAGACGGCUCGAUAUUCCAUCUAGUCAUGCGUCCGAGAGCUUGAUCGACCUGACUCCAACUACCGAAGAGGCUCCUGAUCCAGACUUUUCUGUGCCAUCUGCCGAAGAUCUCCGUCGCCCGAUGGAUCGUUCCGGAUACUUUCCUUCAUUGGCGGCGAACUCAGCAUACACUUCUUGGGACCACGAUUGGCAGCCUCCAGUGCCGGGCAACAGCCAUGCUGAUCAACCUACUACAACGUCAGGUCGGCCACUCAGCAACGAUGCUGCCUCGGCCCUGUCCGCUUCGAGUCUUGCAGGGAGUAUGAGCAGCAUCCAUCGAAGUGAAGUGGAAGAGCUCUCAGACGAUCUACUUAGCGAAGCAGGAGAUGGCAUACGGACUCCUGCUAGCGUGUGGACUGAAGUUGAUAGUACAGUCAGCGGUGACUUCAAUUUGUGA
Molecule: messenger RNA, 1062 nt
Organism: Capronia coronata CBS 617.96
Lineage: Eukaryota; Fungi; Ascomycota; Eurotiomycetes; Chaetothyriales; Herpotrichiellaceae
Exons: 1
Coding region: 1-1062 (353 amino acids)
Source: RefSeq, a predicted model, not a curated record